Empidonax traillii (willow flycatcher) is the source of this 1328-nucleotide messenger RNA. It is a transcript of the gene PRUNE1, whose product is annotated as prune exopolyphosphatase 1. NCBI's taxonomy places the organism in Eukaryota, Metazoa, Chordata, Aves, Passeriformes, Tyrannidae. Gene Ontology annotation, cellular component: cytoplasm. The transcript has 5 exons. Gene Ontology annotation, molecular function: exopolyphosphatase activity. The record is from RefSeq and is a predicted model, not a curated record. The annotation marks the transcript as partial.
GGCUCCCAGGCUGUGCCGGGGCUGACCCUCCCCGUGUUGCCCAGCAGUGCCGACGCAGCCCUGGAGGAGGCCGUGGUGGAGGUGCUGGACCACCGGCCGCUGGAGCGGGACCGCGGCCCGCCGUGCCGGGUGACGGUGGAGCCGGUGGGCUCCUGUGCCACGCUGGUGACCGAGCGCAUCGCCCAGGGCCCCCCGGGGCUGCUGGACAGAACCACGGCCGCGCUGCUGCACGGCACCAUCCUCCUGGACUGCAUCAACCUGAGCCCGGCCGCCGGCAAGGUGACGCCGCGGGACGUGGCGUGCGUGGCCCUGCUCGAGGACAGGUUCCCCGAGCUGCCGCCCCGCGACAGCGUCUUCGGGGCCCUGCAGGCGGCCAAGUUUGACGUCUCGGGGCUGACGACGGAGCAGAUGCUGCGCAAGGACCUCAAAGUGCUCUCCAGUGACGAACUGGUCCUCGCCAUCAGCGGCAUCUACGUGGACCUGGAAACGUUCCUGCUCCGGCCUGGCUUGCUGCAGGACCUGGAUGGCUUCUGCCAGGCCCGUGGCUACGCGGGGCUGGUGGCCAUGACCGUGUCGUUCAACGAGCGCCACGAGCCCACCCGCAAGCUGGCGGUCUACAGCCGCUGCGAGACCCUCCGUGGCACGCUGUGCCGGGCGCUGGAGGAGGCGACGACGCCGUCCCUGCACUUGCAGCCCCUGCCCAGCCCCUGGCCCUGCGUGGGCGCCUUCGCCCAGGGCAACGCCCUGGCCUCUCGCAAGAAGGUCCUGCCCAUCCUGCGGGCAGCCCUGGGGGGCGUGGGGGCUGCCGGGGGUCCCGAGGAGGAGGUGGUGCCCCCGCCCACCCCCAUGAACAGCCUGGUGGAGGAGUGUCCCCUGGCGCAGGCCGUGCCCCCGCUGUGCCCCCAGGACGUCCUGGAGCGGGUCAGCCGCAUCGCCACGGGGCAGCCCCCCGGCUCCCCCAAAUAACAGCGGGCACCCCGCGGCUCCAGAGGGCUGGACGAGAGGUUGGGGUCCCUGAGCAGGCCCUGGGGGGUGCCCGGGCAUGCGGGGGUUGCAGCCACCUUUGUUAUAGAGCUCAGCUCCUGCUCCUCGGUGUGAGCUGUGCCCCCAGUGGGCCCCCCCGCCCCCACAGUCCCCCAGGGUGGGUUUUUGGGGGCAGCAGUUGCACGCACUUAAUGAGGGCACUGGGGGGGGUUGUUUUUUAACGAGUUCUUGGUGUUCUUCCCUCCCCUGGAGGGCUGCAGGGGGGGCCCUGGAUGCCCUGGACACGCAGCCAGCCCAGGAAUGUCACCCACGUUUUCCAAGGAUUAAACUUCCCUUUUCUUCCA